Messenger RNA from Pyricularia grisea, 1598 nucleotides. RefSeq lists its product as uncharacterized. NCBI's taxonomy places the organism in Eukaryota, Fungi, Ascomycota, Sordariomycetes, Magnaporthales, Pyriculariaceae. The transcript has 3 exons. Bases 53 to 1471 code for a protein of 472 amino acids. The record is from RefSeq and is a predicted model, not a curated record. Gene Ontology annotation, cellular component: extracellular region.
CGUCGUUCGUUAGACCCCCAACAGCUCGUACAGCCUCGCUCCAGUGCCCAUCAUGAAGUACGGUGUCGCCUCCAUCAUCCUCACGGCCCUUGCCGGCUCGGCCUUGGCCAUCCCAGGCAUCGUCGAGAAGGUGGAACGGGCCGCCCACGUGGCCUUGUUCAACGCCGAGUCGCUUGCCGCCUCGUCGUCCCCCAACGCCGUCACCAUGGAGGAGCUGAAGGCGAGGAAGCUCCUUCAGCACCAGGAGGACUCGGACUCGGGCGCCUUCGACCUCGACCGCUACGAGGCCCGGCUCGCCAGCACCCCCUGCGUCAAUGGCAAGGCCGGGGAGUACAGCUGCAACAAAGUUGAUCUUAUGGCCUUCCUGCGUCAUCAAGAUUUGGGAAGCAGCACCCGCGUGGGCAACGACGUUUGGGGUUGGACUUCUUCUACCGGUCGCGAGUUCGGUAUUGUCGGACAAUCGGACGGAACCGCUUUCGUUGAGGUUCUGUCCGACGGCAGCCUCAAGUACUUGGGCCGGCUCGCCACGCAGACCGUCUCGUCGUCAUGGCGCGACAUGAAGGUCAUUGGUGACUACGUAUACAUUGGUUCCGAGGCAUCGAACCACGGCCUCCAGAUCUUUGACCUUAAGAAGCUCCUUACCGUCACCACCCCUACGGUAUUCAGCAUCAGCAGAGAUCUCACCGCCCUCUUCAGCGGCUUCGGCAGCUCCCACAACAUCGUCGCCAACGAGGCAACCAAGAUGAUCUACGCCGUCGGAACCUCUCGCUCCGCCAAGUGCCGUGGUGGUCUGUGGAUGGUUGACGUUUCCAACCCGGCCAGCCCGAGGGACGCCGGCUGUGUCUCCGAGGAUGGCUACGUGCACGACGCCCAGUGUGUCAUCUACAAGGGACCCAUGACGCAAUACACCGGGCGUGAAAUCUGCUUCAACUACAACGAGGAUGCGCUCACCAUCGUCGACGUAACUGACAGGACGCGGCCCGUUCAACUGUCGACGACGCCCUACAACGGCGCUACCUACACUCACCAGGGUUGGUUGGCCACCGACGACAUGCGCUACCUGCUUCUGGACGACGAGCUUGACGAGCAAAAUCGCAACGGCCCUGCCUCGGACCAAAAGACUACUACCUACAUCGUCGACGUUUCGAACCUGACCAAGCCCGUGUUCACCGGCGUGUACAAGAGCCCGGCCAUUUCCAUCGACCACAACCAAUACGUUGUCAACGGCCUUUCGUACCAAAGCAACUACGGUUCCGGUCUCCGUAUCGUCGACGUUUCCUCUGUUUCCCGGGACCCCACCGGUGCUGGCUUCAGGGAGGUUGGCUAUUUUGAUGUCCGCCCCGAGGACGAUUCGGUUGGCGGCCGCGCGACUUUCAACGGCGCCUGGUCCGUUUACCCGUACUUCAAGUCUGGAUACAUCCUGAUCAACAGCAUCGAGCGUGGUAUCUACUCGGUCAAGUACAACGCUUGAAGAGUUGAGUAGCAUUAUUAGAUAUAGCAACGAACGGCGCCAGAGCGUCAUAGUUUCACUCUCGUGCUUGAUUCACCUACUCUCAAUGAUAUAUUGUUAAAACUCAAUCGCCAGACUCAGAUAUUAG